UAGUAUCCAUCCCCACAGGCCACGGCAGUGUUAUAUCUAGAGCUAGGUCGAGGAGAGCGGAAAGCCCAGUAAGAAAAAUAAAUAAAUUCAGCGGAGAGCAGCGGUGGUGGUUCAGUCAUCGCUCGUCGUCAGCGGUAGAGUAGGGUAGAGAGAGAGAGGGAGAGAGAAAGGGGCGGAUGCGGGAGAUCCCACGGGGGGUCGCCGCCGGAGGAGGAGAUGGACACGCCCGAUAGGCCCCGCGCCGCCGCCACCAACGCCGCCGCCGCCGGGUUCGAGGACUCCCCCGUCUUCAAUUUUAUCAACAAUCUAUCUCCUAUACCACCUCCUAAACCUCAAGCCUCAGCCCAUAAUGUGCAGCUAUUCAAGUCAUCGGACUUGGCUCCUGUUUCUUCAAUCUUUGCCUCACCACAUGUCAAUCCAGCAAAGGAAUCUAAACUUGUGGUCAGGGAUGAUCCCGUUCAACUUCCUCAAGAUUCAAACUCUCCUAACAGUGUCAGAACUCGGUUAGGGACUGCUAUUAGAUUGAUCAAAAGCAAAAACAUUGUCUCAGAGAAUUGCAGUUUCACUUGCCACCUAAGUCAGGCACCUAUUGAUUCUUCUAUCAAUACAUCAAUCUCUACAAGUAAUUUGCCUCAACCCAUCCAGUUUGUUGGUGGCAGUGCAGAAUGUGAUAAGAAUCAGAAUGCAGGUGGUGACAAAGAUCUUUCUACAGAUCAGGAGUGUCCAGUAGAAGGUGUCUUCUUUGAUCACACUGGCAUAGAUAAGAUGGACUCAUCACAACCUGGAAGAAUUGUUCAUGAAAACCAACUAUGUGAACAAAGUAGGGAUGGAUUUGUGGCAUAUGAUGAGGAUUACUUGGCUACAGAAGAACUAAACAGCGACAUGCUGAGAUUAGCCCCGCCAUUUGAUGCAGAGACACAGUUAAUGAACGGGACGUUAAAUGCUGAUAAUGCACACUCUGGUACCUUGUUGACUGAUGGGUCAAGUGGCUCUUACAUCAACAAUGCUGCACAUGAUCCUCAUCUUUACUGGGAUGGGGCUGUUGAUGGGUCCGCAAUGGAUUAUACCCCCCAAUUGCUCCCUGGUGUUUGUCAAAAUCAGUUGGUGUCAAAUGAUCAACUCUGUAAUGCUCUCACUGAGCCCAGCAAUCACAUGCCAAUGGACCAAAGUGCCUUGUCACAGCAUAUGCGUGGAACACGCAGGCGUUGCCUUUUCAACGAAAAGGCUGGGGCUGUCAAUAAAGCUGCAAAGAAGACCUCAGAUCGUCAUUCUGCAAAUACAACUACCCCUAGAUGCAAAACUAGUUCUAGUGAUCACAACUCAAAGCCUAUGAAAACACCUCCAUGUGCAUUGCCUGGUAUUGGUUUGCACCUGAAUGCACUUGCGACAAUACCGAAAGACAAAAUAGUCCCUUAUGCUGCUCAAUCUUCUACAAUUCAAGCAAGCAACUUCCCUUCUGCUGUCAGUUCUUCUCCAGCAACAUCUGAACCAAAUACUGCAAAUGAAGAUUCCUCUCAGGCAAUCGUUGUUGCAAAUGCUGAUGAGUCUGGUCAGGGCAGUCCCAAGAAGAAAAGACACAAGUUUGAUAAUGGUGAUGGGACUUCAUGCAAGCGUUGUAGCUGUAAGAAGUCAAAAUGCUUGAAACUUUACUGUGAAUGUUUUCAUGCUGGAGUCUUUUGUUCAGAACCCUGUUCAUGUCAAGGCUGUCUGAAUAAGCCUAGCAACAUGGAAACAGUUCUAUCUACUCGAGAGCAGAUCGAAUCUCGUAAUCCACUAGCAUUUGCUCCUAAAGUAAUUCGUACAUCUGAGCCUGGUCAGGAAUUAGGGGAGCAGUCUAACAAAACUCCUGCUUCGGCUCGCCACAAAAGAGGCUGCAACUGCAAGAAGUCAUCGUGUCUAAAAAAAUAUUGUGAAUGCUUUCAGGGUGGCGUGGGAUGCUCCAUAAGUUGCAGAUGUGAGGGCUGUAAGAAUGCUUUUGGAAGAAGGGAGGGAGUUGUACUGUUAAGCAUAGAACAAGCUAAGCAGGGAUCCGUGGAAAACAUUGCUUGUGUGAAGGAAGAAACAAGCGAAAAUGAUAAUCAGCUCGUUAUCUACCAAGCUGCUAAUCCAGCUUCUGCUGAGAAUGUACUGACAACACCUUCAGUUGAGGAUAUCAGACCCUUGUCUGCUCUUCCACCUUCAAGCUCCAAGAGGCCACGAUCUUCAACAAAGCUCAUUGGACAUUCUUCUCGACUAUGCAAUUCUCAAGCUCCUUUGAAGACCGACAUUCUGCUCUCCCCAUUCGAAAGCUAUGCAGAAAUGGUUCUUGGGGAUGGUGCAUCAGAUGUCCUGAAAGGAGGUUCGUCUCCUCAAACUUCUGUCAAAGUUGUGUCACCUAAUAAAAAGAGGAUAUCUCCCCCGCGUAUCGGUACGGGAUUAUCUCCAAUCUGCAAGAACGGCAGGAAGUUGAUCCUGAAAUCCAUCCCUUCAUUCCCUUCUCUGUGUGGUGAUGUAAAUAAAGUGGAUCCGAAGACCAGUUCACCAGCUUCCUAAAUUCGUCGGUAUUUGGCACUUAGGUCAUUUCCUUAUUAACUUAUUGGUUUCCCAGAUCGCCAAUGUCCGAUAGACUUCAUCAGAGUUAUUUCAUGCUUUAGGUGAUGAACAGCCAAGGGAAUUUUGUUUCACAAGUUCAAAUUAGAGGCUAAUAAUUAUCCCAUGAUCUCUCUAUACAGAGGAAUGUUCAACCAUCUGAUGCAUGUACCAACCAGAUUGUCCCCUCAAGAGCCACUUGUAUGCAGUGGUUUGCUAUAGAUUAUGCCCAUUGUUGGGUAUCCAUGUUCAUCUGUAUAAUUAUUUUUUCCUGGUUUAUGUACAUCUGAGAUCAAACUAUCGAGCCUUCUUUGUACUUUGAAUCAAACCAUCAAUCCUUCUUUGUAUUUUGGAUCAAAAUCUGUUGAGAUUUAUGUAAAAGCUCUGCUAUUUGAACCUUAAAAA
Brachypodium distachyon (stiff brome) is the source of this 2973-nucleotide messenger RNA. RefSeq names its product protein tesmin/TSO1-like CXC 2. The transcript has 11 exons. NCBI's taxonomy places the organism in Eukaryota, Viridiplantae, Streptophyta, Magnoliopsida, Poales, Poaceae. The coding region runs from base 217 to 2532 and encodes 771 amino acids. The record is from RefSeq and is a predicted model, not a curated record. Gene Ontology annotation, molecular function: DNA-binding transcription factor activity.